Solanum dulcamara is the source of this 810-nucleotide messenger RNA. RefSeq lists its product as uncharacterized. The record is from RefSeq and is a predicted model, not a curated record. The transcript has 2 exons. NCBI's taxonomy places the organism in Eukaryota, Viridiplantae, Streptophyta, Magnoliopsida, Solanales, Solanaceae. Bases 1 to 810 code for a protein of 269 amino acids.
AUGAAGGAGUUUCACUAUACCCCAGAUGUUAUUGGUUUGAAUUAUGAAGAUCUGUGUAUCCAUCCAGAUCUGGAUCUUCUGGAAGGGUUUAAAGUACCUAAAUUUGAUACUUUCGGUGGAACCGGGAAUCCUUUGGCUCAUUUGAGAACAUAUUUUGAUCAACUCGUAGGAGUUGGGAAGAAUGAGGCUUUAUUAAUGCGACUCUUUAGCCGAAGCUUAAGUGGAGAGGCUUUGGAAUGGUUUAAUUUCAUCGAAAGAUUUGCUUAUAAUGUGGAGAUCAUUCCUGAUCGUUAUUCUUUGGAGAAAACCAAACAAAAGUCUACUGAAAGUUAUCGAGAGUACGCCUAUCGUUGGAGGAAAAAGGCUGCCAGAGUGAGACCUCCCAUGACUGAGAAAGAGAUUAUUGAAGUCUUUGUACGCAAUCAAGAGCCUGAGUACUAUGACAUAAUGUUGUUGCUCGUAGGAGCGAAAUUUGCUGAGGUGGUCAAAAUUGGUGAGACCAUCGAAGACGGUCUUAAGACCAAAAGAAUUACCCGUAUGGCCAUCCAAAUUGGGUCUUCAGGUUUGUUCAAAAAGAAAAGAGAAGAUGUGUCCUUUAUUUCUCAUGCGCCUGAUAGAAGGAUACAAAGAUCAUCCAAUUUUAGCUCUAGAAAAACCUCACCCUCAAGAAUCUAUCCCCCAUCUCCACAAAAUUCCUACCCAAUUUUUUAUGUUCAGCCGAGUUAUCAAACUCCGCCUUCUAAUUACCUGCCUCCGCACUAUCAAAAUGCUCCUCGUGGCUACCAAACUCCACAACGCCCAAAUUUAUGA